AUGACACAGGCGUCGGAGGUCCACGGCGCCACGUUGGCGAAAAACAGCAGCAACGGCCGUAGCCAUGACGGGACGAAUGAAGAGAUUCGAAAACGUCGCGCACCUCCUGGAACAAACGCCACAGCAGAAGAGCGUGCGCGGUACGAGCUCGAGCGUAAGAAAGUGGCCAAAUACAAAGAGGACAAGCUCAAAGCGCGUCGCGAUCACACACGCAUGAUCCUAGAAAGUCACGCUCAGGCAAAGCGCCGUGCAUUACUCGGAAAACAGUCUGAAUUUCUUGCUACCCUUGAGUUUCGUAAUACACUACCCGACAUUCCUUUCGACACAAAAUUUGUUAAGUACCCUCACGAACCGGAACGACUCAUAAAAUACAAGCCUAAUACCCUCGAGAUGGACUACACAUACGAGAUUCACGAAGAGCCAAACCUUGGACUUACCAUCGAUCUAAUCGAUCCAGCCAAGUACGAGGUACCUAUGGAGCCUGAACCACUGGAGGUUGGCGACGAGCAGAUCUUGAUGAUGAAGGAGGACCAUGCUGGCUCAAAAGGCCGGUCGAAAGUCCGUCCAACGGUAUCUUGGCUGCGACGGACAGAGUACAUGGGCAACGAUUUGUAUGAUUCGGUGCACAAGUUCAAGAGUGAGGCCGAAAUUCAAAGUGCGCUACGCAAGGGCACAGAGAUGGCGCUUGCAGAAGUGGUGUCCGAAACGUUGGAAGACCGUGCUGAAGCUUCUUUUCGCGACAUUAAUGACCCCGCAACAUUGGUACACCCGCACAGCAAGAAGCAGAAAGCCGUUAAAGUCUGGGAUGUUUUUCCGGAUCAGCUCUUGUCAGCUAACAAAUAUGCUAUUUUGUCAUACGACAUGCUUCCAUCUGAAGAUAUCAAGAGCAAGGGAGUUACUUUUCGCGAGGAACGUGCUUUGUUGUGUGGCAUUAACAAGAAAAUGCAAGCUGGCAAUGAGCUUAUUCAAGGAUCGAUUUUAUUGCCCAAUACCGAAGAAGAGGAAAACACUGAUCGCAAAAAAUUCUCAUACUUCCGAGAGUAUCUUAUGUCGGUGGAGUCGCUUGAUAGCCUCCACAUUGUCUUCAUGUUGGAUCCUGAGUCAAACCAAUUUACAUACAGUGACGUUUUGAACCGAAUUCAACUAAAAAAGACGAAGAUGAGCGGCGAUGAUAAACGUCGUCAUGGAGCGGUCGUUCACCGUCGAGAAUAUUCGGAAGCUGAAAACGAACGUCGCACUCAAAUUCUUUUUGAAUGCGGAGGAAUUUAUGACGAUCAGCUUGAUGAUGAUGAGAACGUGCAUGAGUUUAAGCGCCAACGAUUAGGAGACGUGCUUGCGUCGCCUAAUGCUGAUGGGGACACAAAGACUAGCAUACCUUCCUCAGACAUUCUCAACGUGGGUACUACCAUACCUGUAAAGAAAGAUAGCAGCAAUAGUCCCGUUCCACACAACGACGGCAGUGCUAGCCCAGUAAUCAGCGACAGUGACAGUGAAUAG
Plasmopara halstedii is the source of this 1497-nucleotide messenger RNA. RefSeq names its product Putative RNA polymerase II regulator. The transcript has 7 exons. The record is from RefSeq and is a predicted model, not a curated record. Gene Ontology annotation, biological process: transcription elongation by RNA polymerase II. Gene Ontology annotation, molecular function: RNA polymerase II complex binding; chromatin binding. NCBI's taxonomy places the organism in Eukaryota, Oomycota, Peronosporomycetes, Peronosporales, Peronosporaceae. Bases 1 to 1497 code for a protein of 498 amino acids. Gene Ontology annotation, cellular component: Cdc73/Paf1 complex.